Messenger RNA from Fraxinus pennsylvanica, 720 nucleotides. The record is from the annotation of a GenBank genome assembly. NCBI's taxonomy places the organism in Eukaryota, Viridiplantae, Streptophyta, Magnoliopsida, Lamiales, Oleaceae.
AUGCUUGCAUUAGGUGUCACAGAGAAGGACACGGGCAAACAUGAAAAUUUGAAGUUCAAGAAUUCAAUCAUGCUUAAGCUAGAUUCACUGUUAGGUGGAUUUUUGUUAGAAGCAUCAUCCGAGGAAGAUUUCACUGGAAUGACAGGACAAUCUAUAGAACUAAGGCUUCGUGGACUUGGCUCGAAAAGGAUAGGUCUAAUUAGGCUUGGAUCUAUUACAUCAGCAAUUGCAUCUUAUCGCAAUCUUGGAGAAACUCUUGGUGGAUCAGCUAAGACUACUAAGUCGAAUAAAAUUGCAAUCAUACUUUCUUCUUUUGAUUGGCUUUCUGAAGAAUCAAAACUAGCCACUGUUAUAGCAAUAGCUACUGGUACUAUUUUCUUUGUUUCUUUCCUUUUAUUUGACCAUCGCGUGAAGAAUAUGAGGAUUGCUUCUGAGCACAGUGAUGUUUUUACUGCAACAAUUUUGGAUGUGGAGCAGUGCAAACAAUUGAAAAUGGGUUCUUAUCUUGAUGUUGCUGGUGCAUCUGCUAAUCCUCCACAUUUCAUCCAUUUAUAUUACAAGCCUCCUGGUGGAGCAGUCGAAACCAAACCGGCCUUAGUUGGAAACGGGUUGAUUUUUGACAGGUUCAUUUCAUUGUUGCAGCUUGUGAGAAUAUAUGAUAAGUGGAACAUGUAUGAGGCCUGGGGAUAUUGUCACGGCAUCAAAUGGCAAGAAAAUUGA